AACUAAACUAAAGAGGAAAAGUGUUGAGAGGUGUGAAUAUUCCUGCCAGGUUUUGUAUUUGAUCCUUUUGGAAACAUAAUUCACAGGGGAUUAAAUUUUGCUCAGGAUCAUUUUGUUUUAUAGCUGAGGUCAGCAGGUCACCGAAAGACAAAAUGAGUUACAGCUCAUCCUUCGUUGUGCAACGGCGUGGGAGCAGCGGAAGUGUGUCCAGUUAAUUCAUAAGCAGGGGAUGAAUCAUUGAUGCUGUGACUCAGCAUGGGGCGAUGGUUCUGGUUCUGACCCGGCUCCUUCCAGAGAAACAUUAAUAUAGACUAGAACCUCUUACAUUCAUUUCAGGCACUAAUGAAUUAAUCUCAUUUCAUGCAAAAAAGUCCUAAAAAAACAAAUAAAUGCUAUAAAAUGUUUAUUUUUCAAUUAAUAAAUGCAGAUAUACUGGCAGCAGGAGGGGGCAGCUGCAGCACCAGGUGGCAGCUGCAGCACCUGGAGGCAGCUGCAGCACCAGGAGGCAGCUGCAGCAGCAGGGUCAGCCGCAGCAGCAGCAGGGGGCAGCUGCAGCAGGGGCAGCGAGGCUCUGAGCCUGUUGGACUUUCUCCUCCACCAGAAGCUGCUCUCUCACAUCCCGAACAUUUGAGCUUUUGGAGAGGAACCAUGCAGCUGGCUUCCCUCGCGCUCUUCCUGAUUGUGUUGCAUGUUUGCGGCCGAGCGGAGAGCAGAGCGAGGCUGCGGCGGCCGCAGGCGGGCGGCGCGGAGGCCGCGGCCCGCCGGUCCGGGUCGCCUCCGCCUGGAUCUGAGAACAAACGCUCCUCACCUGGUCGUUCUGCCGGGAGCUGCAGCACCCGGCAGCUGGGUGCUGAUCUUUGACUUGAGACAGAGACGCUUCCUCUGUGUGGACAUAAAGGGACAACUCUUCAAGUCUAGACAGAAGGACAGAGGACACUGCCUCUUCCAACAUAUUUGGUUCAGGCCGGGUGAGCGCCAUGAUCUGUUUUCCUCUGUGAGCAGGAGCUGGUUGGUCAAACUGGGGGUUGGCAGGCCAGGAGCGGUCCGCGGUGGGCCACCAGACGGCCAGUUAGUGAAGAGGCAGAGGAGCGAGGAGGUGAACCCGUCCGAUCCUCUGAGGACAGAGUCCCAUCCGUCUCCUCCGGUGAAGGAUGUGGAGCCGAACCAGGCGGGGGCCGUUUCCAAGGAAACCAUCACUUCCUGUGACGACCCGCUGCGGGUGCUGAGGCCUAACGGACACGGCAGUCCAGUCAAGACGAACAUCGCAGAGCGAGCAGAGCAGGAGUGACGUCAGGUUCUCAGGAAGCAACAGGAAGAAAGUCUGACGCCGCAGAGCAACAGGCAACACGCAGAGACCAAGUGGGACCGGCUUCCUGUCCGCGGCUUCCUGCCCGCGGCUUCCUGCCCGCGGCUUCCUGCCCUCGGCUUCCUGUCCGCGGCUUCCUGCCCGCGGCUUCCUGUCCGCGGCUUCCUGCCCGCGGCUUCCUGCCCGCGGCUUCCUGCCCGCGGCUUCCUGCCCUCGGCUUCCUGUCCGCGGCUUCCUGCCCGCGGCUUCCUGCCCGCGGCUUCCUGUCCGCGGCUUCCUGCCCGCGGCUUCCUGCCCGCGGCUUCCUGCCCGCGGCGCCGGCCCACUGCGCUCCGAUCAGACACUAUCUGAGGUUUCAUCUGAUCACUGCGGCUUCAGCGCCUCUGUUUGAACAGCAAAUGAGGGAGAAGCUGCGCCUGCUGACCUUUAACCUCUUUGUCUGUUAAAUUUUAAUCUUUGGGCCAGAUGAUGCAACCCUUUCUUCACAUAUGUUCAGAAACUUUCUUUCAAAAAUAUUCUCACUAAAAAGAGACAUGAAUGAUAGAACAGGAAAGAGAAAUGAUCCGGUGCUGGACACCAAGUCUCAGCAAUGAAGAUAUUUAUUUAUUGAGAUCUGUAAC
Molecule: messenger RNA, 1926 nt
Organism: Poeciliopsis prolifica (blackstripe livebearer)
Lineage: Eukaryota; Metazoa; Chordata; Actinopteri; Cyprinodontiformes; Poeciliidae
Product: fibroblast growth factor 23-like
Exons: 4
Coding region: 689-1288 (199 amino acids)
Source: RefSeq, a predicted model, not a curated record